UAAACAAGAUGGCGGACACCAUAUGACAGGUGCUCUUGUGUUCGCCUAACAGAAAACCGAGAGUGUGUUUACCACAGAUAAAAUGGAUACUGUCAUUUAUCAUUUAAACGAGAAUUAAAAGCGACAAUUGUGUUUGCUUUUGUCACUGAAAGUCUUAACCAUGGGGUCGACAGAGCUGUACUUCUUUGAGCAGCAUGAUACGCGGAAAUUUUCCAGGCGGUACCGCAAACUGCCUGAGGAGUUACCUGAAAGUCUCAGGUUUGCUCACCUGAAUCCUAAAGUUGCUGCUUUGUUAGCAAGCAAAGAGCGAGCGGCCAAAAUGGAUAGUGAAGAUCCAUUUGGAGAUGGACUGGGCAAGAAAAGUCUAUUACCAGACAUAAAUGCUGCUUUCACAAAUGUUAGGAACCAGUUUGAUAGUGCGCUAUGUAACGAUGAAGACUCUCAAAGGUAUUUAUUUGAAGAGGCAAAAAUGUCUGCAACAAAUAUAUUACAUCAGUUGUCUCAAAUUAUUUAUCGUUAUGAGGAGUUGCAUAAACACAUUCCUAAAAGUUUAGAGUAUCAUCUAAUGUCAGGUUAUAAUGAAUUUACUGCUGACACAGUUGUUGUGCCUAGAGAAUGGCAAACUCAGGAAAUGAAGGAACAAUAUGUUGCGAAACUUGCGCAUGAAAAUGCCCCAAGUGAGGAUGAGGUAACUUCUGACAAUGAAAUGUUAACGGGACGAUCAAAGUCCCGGAUGGGCACAGACCGAUCAAGUAGUGAUUUAAAGACAAAUUUAAAGCGUAACAAGGCUAUGUUGGGUUCUAUAGAAACUAUAAAUGAGAUUGAAGUAACCAGAGCAGAUUUGAAACCUGGAAGAAGGAGUGAGAGCCGUAUGUCCUCAACGUCUAUGAUGAGACAACAUCUUGGAGUAGAGACUGCCAGUCGAGCAGGCAGCAGGCGAAAGGGAUCUAGUGCUCAUUCAGUGAAAAGUUUCUCGGGUCCAUCACCCAGCGUCAUAAGGGGUCGUCGUGACAACGACCUUUUCUCCUUAAUAGGGGAGACUCUCGAUGCUCGCUCAACCACCCUUGGCAAUCCGAUGAACUCCUUUUAUCAAACCAUCAACUUCCAACUCUCAAACCCUUCAUUCGAAGAAAAAGGUUGGAUCAUGCUGAAAGGACGCCAGGAGGAGGUUGACCAAAAUCAGAUCCUCCAGUACUGUGUACAGCGCCUCCAGGAGUCUCUCAAAGACAUAGCUGAACAGAAGGCUAAAGAAGUGGACCAGGGUAACGACAAGCCGGUCUUUGUGCGUUACUAUGGCGACACAAAGAAGGAGACGCUUCUCAAGUACCGCAAGUCUCCAGUGAAAUCAAGCGUUAACCCCAUAUCUAGGGGAGGCAAGCCAAAGAUCCCUAGCAUUUCAGACGAGAGGAAUGAGGGGAGGAAACUCAUGCAAGCUCAGCAUAACGAUGGAACAACAGUAGUCUACUAUCCGUCAGGCCGCCCCGCUGUAAUCUUCACUGGGGCAGGGUUUGGUCGCCCUGGAUAUUACACCAUUGUCUAUGAGGAUGGCCUGGAUUCUCGCAUGAUUGCUUGCUUCACUCCCAGUGGCAGAGGGGUUUGUCACUAUGCCAACGGAGUUGUCAGAUUUCUGUCAACAGAGAAGGGUGGCCAUAUUGCUACAGAGGAUGGCAAGAUAGUGCAGAAAUGGAAAUGGCCACAGACAAAUGUGAAAAUAACCGAGCCAAUCAAUGUUCAGGUGAACAACCAUGUAAUGUUCCGGUGCGUGGGCCUCUCUCAGAUGUCCCUGGUGUUCAGCUGUCAGAAGGAGGUGGCCCGGUUCACAGUGGGGCUCACUCCAGAGGCAGAGCUGCGAGGGAUAGAGGAUGGCCAUAAAAGAAUAUGGGACCAGCUGUUAACAGCCUUCACAUUCUCAUCGAAGGCAGCCAAAGAUCUCAUGCGGAUAUUCGCACCUAACAAGAAGUCCAAGAAGAAAGCUAGGAAGAAAUUGAAAAAAAGCUUGGAAGAGGAUAGCUCAUCACCGAAACAAGUAAAGUUUGAUGAUACCCCAUCAAAAGUUGCAAUCAAUGAAGAUAAUGAAACAGAAGUUAGUGGUUCAAACUUUAAAAUAGGCAUAACGAGGAGAAGACACACUGUCAGUGCUAAUGGUAGAAUACCUUAUACUGGGAGAGAUUUAUUGGCUAGGAGAAGGUACGCUGUCAGCGCUGAUUGUAGAUCGCCUAAGACUGGACAAGAUCUAUUGGCUGUGUCUGGAAGUGACAAUAAGAAUUGGAGAAGGCAAUCAGCAAGUGCUGCAUUAGAAACAAAAUCUUCAGACGCAAGUUUCUAUAGGAAAUCAAAUUUUUCAUUAUCGCCAACGCAUUCAAAUGAAAAGGCGAGAAAUCAAAAUUUGCUUAGACAUAACUCAAGCAGAAUAAUUGAAGAGGAAAGUAUUUCUGAUUUCACUUCAGUAAAGUCAAAAGCUGAGAAUGUUAAAAAAAUGGUUUCAAAAUCAAACAUAGAACAACACAGCGAAAAAAAAACUAGACACAUGGAUAAAGGUGAACAUGAAAUUAAAGCUAAUAAAAGGGCCAAGUCAGCAAAACCGUUUUUGGUCAGCGACUCUUUGGCCUACUCGAAAAAAAUUGAGAGAAAGCCUGUUGAAAAACCCAAACCCAAACCAGAAAUUUCUAAAGAGAGUAAUCUGGUUAUACAAUUGGAGGCCUACCCUGAGCGAUGGAUGUAUAGAAAAGCUGAACGAGAGAAUGAACGCUCCUCUGAGAUCUCUAGAAGACCAAAGAUGAAAAAGAGUCCUAAGGUUGCACAACUCGUGAACAAAUUGUUUCAUGCAAAACUUGCUGGAAAACAUGCUGCAAUACACUCUGCAAAGGAGAGAUCAAGUGAUAAAAUGACUGACUGUUCUGAUAGACGACGAUCGCAAUCAGCUCAAGUGUACUCCAACUACGAUGGCUUCAAUGGAACCCAAGGCAAUUUAUCAAGUGUUGCUGACCCUGAUAUUGAUUUGUUCAGUAACUCUAGUCAUGAUUUGUCAAGUGGAGAAAAUGCCGCACCAUGUCAUGAUAAUAGAUCAGAUUGUGAAGACUCCAGCAUGCUGAAGCAAUGUCAGCAAAAAAGACAAAAUUCCAUAACUGUUGGUUCCACUUCAAAGAUUCCUAAUUGUACAGAUCAUGCUGAAUUGCGUAAUUCUGGUGAAGAAACAGGCUCAAGUAACAUGUUAUGUUCUAUAGGAACAGAUUCAAAACAGAAAAGAAUGGCUAGAAAAUUGACACCAAAAAUGUCAAAGAUUCCCAAAAUGAUAAUCACAAAUGAAUUGGGAAAAGUUAUUGAAGAAAUAAAAAAUGUUAAAAUAAAUGAUGAAAACAAAGAAAUAACACAAAAGACAAUUUCAAAGCAGGAAAUUGCAGAGGAAAUAUCUCUCUUAAGCUUUUCAGAUCAACAGGUUAAUAUUGAAAUAAGAGACACACACAAAAGCAAAAGUGAUCUGUCACAACAGUCUUUUAUGAAUGCUGAUGAAAUUAAAUUACCUCAAAAGUUUGACAUGUUUAGAGCAGCAAAAAGGAUGUCAAUGCAAAUGAAUGAUAAUGAAGAGAACAAGGCUGACGAUCAAAGUAACCAGAGGUCAAAAGGUCGUAAAAUGUCAUCAGUGAUGAAAAGCAUAAUGGAAUACAGGAAGACUGUGUUAGCAAAGAAAGGGAUAAUCCUAGAAACUGAUGAUGAAGACAGCAGCAGUGACAAUGAUUCUGAUACGCACACUUCCAAGAGCCAGUCAGCAGAGAUUCUGAAACUCCUACAGGAUUUCCCAGACAAAGUCACAUAUGAAAUAGAGGCUGACAAGGAACUAGCAAAACUGCAGAGGAAGGCAAGGAUUCUGGUGGAUGACUGGAUGGAGCACUACCGUAUAGCCGUGGGUCUUGUGUCACCGACCCUACUGAGCGUGCGGGACACCCCAACGUAUAGCAUCCACGCGCGUAAUGUGAAGUCAGCACGACACUCAGACCACCAGCUGUUGAUACGACGCGCAGUGCUAGGGGUUGCUGACGAUCAGCUCUCACCCAGGAAGAAGAUGAGGAUACCAUCUGCUCCACUUGCUGGCCUGGGUGGUGAGAUAGACGAGGACCUGGCCAGUCGUCUUGCGGCCCAGCAUCAGCCACACGAUGUUUAUGAUGACGAGCCUGAAUCUGGGGCAGGGGACGAGGCCAUCUCUCCCAGCGCGAUGGUCAUCAUCAACAGGAUGACUGAAAAUGCCAGCAGAAGGUCAGCGAAAUCCCGAGCCUCAACUGCCAAAAGUGUAUCACCGUCUCGACAGCACACAGUUAUAACCGCGGCCGACCAAGACUUGGCUGGCGCAACUGCUCCAGGCAGGAGUCACUGCCCACUUGUGAUUCGCCAGCAGAAACUUGGGUACGAGCGACCGCAGUGUCGCUGCAGUCGACACUAUAUCCCGAAUAUGAUGGAUCUGGAGUUGGAUGACUUCGUAGACACGGAGUGUCCGGAGGGACAGCUUAUUGUCAUCAUGGUUGUUUCCUCACUUAAAAACAUAAGGGGUCAACAGGCAGGAGAAGUGGAGUAUAGUUUCUAUUUCAAUAAGAAAGGGCAACCAUUUCGAAGGGUAUUCCCUGGCAUAACGAAGGCAGAGGAGAUGGUAAACGAGAUCUACCAGAAUCAGAACCGCAACCGGACACGGCCUUGCGUGCAGAGUCGCUCAGACAUGUUCCGUGUCUUUAAAUAUGACAUCAACUCUGCAGCCGAGAUGUCUGACCACACGCAGCCCUUCCUGCUGACCAGGCACAAUGUUGUGCCAGGAAUGUUUUUGAUAUUCUGUGAUGGGAAGCUCCUGUUUUGUGACCACAUUUUUAACGGCUAUGGCAACACUCGCAAGGACUUUAAGAAACAGAUCAUGAAGUCACGCCAUGAUGCCAUCAAUGGAUUUUCCUUGCCAAAAGACUUUAGAUUCAGCCCCAGCAAGGGCAAGAGUGGUAUGAGGUCAGCAUGGGGCGGGGAGAUAGGUGGGGCGGGCGUGGACAAGUACAGCAGCCCGGGGACUGUAGUGGACACCACCCUCCAGCCCAUACACAGGCCCAACUCUAACUCUACUGCCGAGAGUAGGGAAAUACAUCUGGACGCUGUCAAGCUACAGGAAGCGUGCUUUAUCAGCAUGAGUCUGUCCACGACUGGAUUUCAGCCAGCUUCCCGGCAUCUGCAGUCCAGUCGUACUCACAUCCCUCCAGUAUGAACAAGACUUGUUAAGUGUUAGCGAAGCGGACUCACUCUGGCUCCAUUGCAGCUGAAUAUUCAAACUUAUACUUACAGAUGGUUUAACCCUAUCUCACUCAGAUACACAUGUUGACCUAUGUGCAGUCUCUUACAAAAUCCAAUCAAAUUAAAAUCCUUUCUAAAUAUAUUUAAUUUUUUAAGGAUAAUUUCCAACUCUAAAAUACUGAUGAGCAGCAAACAGCAUGAAACCUGAACAGACUGUGAGCUACUGUCAGACUGUUCUUGUUUUAUGCUGUUUGCAUAGAGCCAUUUUCACUUUGCUUCUGAGCGGGGUACGAUUAAAGCACUGCACUCAUAGUGACAGACACUCGAUCAGCACAUUUCCGUGCAGCUGGAUAUUUGAAUCCUACUCUAAGACAUAUUAAAAAUGCAUGUGAUAAAAUUUACUUGUGAUAAAUAGAUAUUCUGCUAUUAAAUUCUAAGAUGGGAAAAGACACUUUUAACUCUGAACUCAAAAGCAUAGUUACUGUAGAAUAUAAUACUGUCAUUGUAGAAAAACUAGAUGACAUAUCUGGAUAUCUAAAAACAACUGCCAUUUAACCAUUAAUCUUGUCACUAUACAUUGCAUAUUUGUGUCUUGUUCUGAGAAAAAUUGGACUUAAUGCAUGUGUGUAAAGUGUCGUCCCAGAUUAGCCUGUGCAGUCGGCAGACUGCACAGGCUAAUCUGGGAUGACACUUUACGCAUCCUAGACUAGCCUGUGCAGUCUGCGGACUGCACAGGCUAAUCUGGGACGACACUUUACGCACAUGCAUUAAGCCCAGUUUUCUCAGAACAAGACUCAUUUUAUCUCAACCAUUAGAAUUGCACAUCAAUGGUAUAUGAUACUUCUGUUGCUGUUAUUUAUUUGAGGAACAUAUAUUAUUCAUUUAUUUAUCCUUACAUUUUUUGAGAAUGAUUUCUGUAAUAUUAGGAACUUUGGAACCAAAUGCUUUAUUACUUUACCAUUUUCAUUCACUGGUGUAAUCUUGUUGAAGGGGAUUUCAUGGAGUGACUGUGCUUUGGUCACAUGACUUAAGUUAAGGUCAUGUGACUUUUUUUUAAACUAUAGUAUUAUGUUCAUAGGAACAGUAGAUAUUUGUUUAACCUGACUUGUAUGAUCCUCUUUGGCUCAGUUUGAAGAGCAGUGAAAAUAGAGGAACAUAUUUUUAGGGUACAGUAAAUUUUCUAAUAAACGUCCCUGGAAUGUACUUUCUUUAUGAGGUUGCCAGUUAAUAUAAGUCAAUUAAUUCGCUAUCAUGUCAUAUAAGUAAUUUUUGUAAAAUUAUCCUAUUUUUGAAAAAUGAUAUUAGAGUAUUUUAAGGACUUCAGGGAAAUGACACCAUCUUAUUCAUACUGUAGAGUGUUGAGGAAGUUGUGGUAGGGUGGGGGGUAUUUGUUAGUGAUUACACAGUAAUUCUUUCAACAAAAGAAAAUAUGAACUUAAAAAAAUCUUGUUUGAUUUUUAUACCUCCUCUUGAAAUUGUUAUCCUAAAAAAGACAAUUAUUUUUAUGUUUGUGCCAUAUGUACACAAAAUAACACAUGUAAUCCACAUAUAUAUAUAUAUAUAUUGUAUAUAUAUUGUUUUUGGCCUGUCUCUUUCAAAACUUUAACCUUGGUUAAAGUUUGAUAACUUUUGCAAUGUUGAAGAUAGCAACUUCAUAUUUGGCAUGCAUGUGUAUCUCAUGGAGCUGCACAUUUUGAGUGGUGAAAAGUCAAGGUCAAUGUCAUCCUUCAAGGUCAAAGGUCAAAUAUCAUAGUAUUUUUCUUUCCUAAAACUUUACCUUCGUUAAAGUUUGGUCAUAACUUUUUUAAUAUUGAAGAUAGCAGCUUUUUGGCCUGUCUGUUUCAAAACUUUAACCUUGGUUAAAGUUUGAUAACUUUUGCAAUGUUGAAGAUAGCAACUUCAUAAUUAUUUGGCAUGCAUGUGUAUCUCAUGGAGCUGCACAUUUUGAGUGGUGAAAAGUCAAAGUCAAUGUCAUCCUUCAAGGUCGAAGGUCAAAUAUCAUAGUAUUUUUCUUUCCUAAAACUUUACCCUUCGUUAAAGUUUGGUCAUAACUUUUUGAAUAUUGAAGAUAGCAGCUUGAUAUUUGGCAUGCAUGUAUAUCUCAUGAAGCUGCAAAUUUUGAGUGGUGAAAGGUCAAAGUCAUCCUUCAAGGUCAAAAGUCAAAAAAUACAAUCUAAGGGAAGUAAUAAGCUUUAAAAGGGAGAUAAUUUCUAAACCUGCCAAAUGAUAUAUUGAAAUUUUAUUUCAAAACGGCGCAAUAGGGGGCAGGUCGGGCUACCGUAACCUCGUGAAGAGGCCAGUAGGACCUGUAAAUAAACUCUGAAACACACACACAGGGCAUUGUGUUUCUGACAAACACAUCUCUUGUUUGUUAAUUAAUUUGAGCUCUUAAGAUCCCAUGUUUUUAAGCUAUCAAAUUAAGACUUAUAAUAAAAAGCUUAAAACAAACGCAACAAAUCUGAGUAAAUAAGUUAUAAUGGGAAUGAGUAUUUAAGUAAAUGUAUAGCUGAUAAAGUUGUAUUAAAUGUGUGGAUUAAUUGAACCUGUGAUACUGUAGGCUCAGAUUUGAUGCUCCAUUUUGAACUCACAGGAAAUAUAUUGCAUAAUUCAUCAAUUAUUAUUUCACUGUAAUAAGAACAAUAUGUAUUAUACAAAUUUCUAAAAUAACCUACUAUUUUGGAGAAAUUUAAACGGAGAAACGUGUGUAUGUGCCUUGAACAAAAUAUAUGCCUUCACCUUAUAAUGCAUGUAUGAUUUUUGUUUUGAAUAUGAAAAAAAGGAUGAUUUUUUUAGAUGUUUUUUUAUGCCCCCCUUUGAAGAAGAGAGGGUAUAUUGUUUUGCACAUGUCGGUCUGUCGCUCGGUCGGUCGGUCCGUCCACCAGAUGGUUUCCGGAUGAUAACUCAAGAACGCUUAGGCCUAGGAUCAUGACACUUCAUAGGUACAUUGAUCAUGACUGUCAGAUGACCCCUAUAGAUUUUCAGGUCACUAGGUCAAAGGUCAAGGUCACAGUGACUCGAAAUAGUAAAAUGGUUUCCGGAUGAUAACUCAAGAAUGCUUAGGCCUAGGAUCAUGAAAUUUCAUAGGUACAUUGAUCAUGACUGGCAGAAGACCCCUAUUGAUUUUCAGGUCACUAGGUCAAAGGUCAAGGUCACAGUGACUCGAAAUAGUAAAAUGGUUUCCGGAUGAUAACUCAAGAAUGCUUAGGCCUAGGAUCAUGAAACUUCAUAGGUACAUUGAUCAUGACUCGAAAAUGACCCCUAUUGAUUUUCAGGUCACUAGGUCUAAGGUCAAGGUCACAGUGACUCGAAACAGUAAAAUGGUUUCCGGAUGAUAACUCAAGAAUGCUUACGCCUAGGAUAAUGAAACUUCAUAGAAAUAUUGAUCAUGACUGGCAGAUGACCCCUAUUGAUUUUCAGGUCAUUAGGUUAAAGGUCAAGGUCACAGUGACUCAAAAUACUAAAAUGGUUUCCAGAUGAUAACUCAAGAAUAGUAACACCAAGGACCAUGAAACUUCAUUGGUACAUUGAUCAUGACUGGCAGAUGACCCCUAUUAAUUUUCAGGUCACUACGUCAAAGGUCAAGGUCACAGUGACUCGAAACAGUAAAAUGGUUUCCUGAUGAUAACUUAAGAAUAAUCAGGCCUAGGAUCAUGAAACUUCAUAGGUACAUUGAUCAUGACUGGCAGAUGACCCCUAUUGAUUUUCAGGUCACUAGGUCAAAGGUCAAGGUCACAGUGACAAAAAACAUAUUCACACAAUGGCUGCCACUACAACUGACAGCCCAUAUGGGGAGCAUGCAUGUUUUACAAACAACCCUUGUUUAAAUUAUGUAUAAUAUGGUUUGGCCAUUUAUACCAUGUGCACUGAAGAAGUUGCUUUUGCCUUUGAAGGUGCAUCAGAAUUACCAUUUGUGAUAUGUACAGUCCUUAUGCAUAUGUUAAUUAUCUUGUUUGCAUUUUUAAACCAUAUACAAUGCUGAAUAAAUAUGAUUUUGAA
Dreissena polymorpha is the source of this 9252-nucleotide messenger RNA. RefSeq lists its product as uncharacterized. Bases 161 to 5230 code for a protein of 1689 amino acids. The transcript has 22 exons. Lineage: Eukaryota; Metazoa; Mollusca; Bivalvia; Myida; Dreissenidae. The record is from RefSeq and is a predicted model, not a curated record.